This is a messenger RNA of Panthera uncia (snow leopard), 963 nucleotides long. Its product is annotated as olfactory receptor 8K1. The record is from RefSeq and is a predicted model, not a curated record. Gene Ontology annotation, molecular function: G protein-coupled receptor activity; odorant binding; olfactory receptor activity. Gene Ontology annotation, cellular component: membrane. Gene Ontology annotation, biological process: sensory perception of smell; G protein-coupled receptor signaling pathway. The transcript has a single exon. NCBI's taxonomy places the organism in Eukaryota, Metazoa, Chordata, Mammalia, Carnivora, Felidae. Bases 4 to 963 code for a protein of 319 amino acids.
AAGAUGAAUCCUAUGGAGAAACAGAAUCAUUCUGCAGUGAUUGAGGUGACUGAAUUUAUUCUCCUGGGGAUCACCAGCAACCCUGGGCUGCAAGAACCUCUCCUCGCAAUCUUCCUCAUCAUAUAUUUGAUCACAGUGACAGGCAAUCUGGGCAUAGUUAUCUUGACCCAUUUGGACUCCAAGCUAAAUACCCCCAUGUACUUUUUCCUUAGACAUCUGUCAAUUACUGAUCUUGGUUACUCCACUGUCAUCGGCCCAAAAAUGAUGGUAAACUUUGUGGUGCACAAAAAUACAAUUUCCUACCAUUGGUGUGCCACCCAGCUGGCGGUCUUUGAGAUUUUCAUCAUCACCGAACUGUUCAUUCUUUCAGCAAUGGCCUAUGAUCGCUACGUAGCCAUCUGCAAACCUCUCCUCUACGUGGUCAUCAUGGCAGAGAAGGUGCGUUGGGCGCUGGUCCUUAUUCCUUAUUUCUACAGCACAUUUGUGUCGCUCUUUCUCACAAUCAAAUUAUUUAAAUUGUCCUUCUGUGGCUCUAACAUUAUCAGUUAUUUUUACUGUGACUGCCUUCCCCUCAUAUCCAUGCUCUGUUCAGACACACAUGAAUUAGAAUUGAUCAUUUUAAGUUUUUCAGGCUGUAAUCUGCUCUCUUCCCUCUUGAUUGUUCUCAUAUCCUACAUGUUUAUUCUUGUGGCCAUCCUCAGAAUGAACUCAACGGAGGGGAGAUACAAAGCCUUCUCAACCUGUAGUUCCCACUUGACGGUGGUGGUCGUGUUCUAUGGGACAUUAUUGUUUAUUUACCUGCAGCCCAAAUCCAGCCAUACUUUUGAUAUUGACAAGAUGGCCUCUGUGUUUUACACCUUGGUGAUCCCUAUGCUGAAUCCAUUGAUCUACAGCUUAAGGAACAAAGAAGUAAAAGAUGCUCUGAAGAGAAUUUUAACCAACCGAUGCAAAAUUCCCACUUAA